AUGGAUUUCUCAAAUAUUGUAAGGGCUCAAAAUCAAGUGAGAGAACAAAAGGGGAUGGCUUCUCACCUCACAAAUAACCAUGUUAUCAUAGCAGACAUUUUAUCAAGACUUCCUGUGAAGGCUCUCUCAAGGUUCAACUGUGUAUGCAAGUUAUGGUACUGCAUGAUUAAUUCAGAUCCUGGUUUCCAAGCCUUGCACCACAGUCGGUCGUGGAGGAAUCCUCGGUUCCUUUUCCGAUUGUCUGACUUUGAUUUUAACCCUCUUGAACACCUCGGAUACCGAUAUGCUUAUAACUUUGUUUCGACAGAUACUGAGGGGAAAAACAUCUGUCUGAUGCAAAUUAAGGUGCAUGAACCUGUUAAACUCAUAUUGCCAGGUUGCUUUGGUUUGCUUGUCUUUUCUACUGACACACGUAUUCAUGUGUGUAACCCUAGCACUCGUCGAAUUCUAGCACUGCCGGAUUAUAAAAGUAAAAUAGCAGGAUUUGGGGUCGGGUAUCUGAGCUCAAUAAGAAGACACAAGAUCGUGCGGUUAAUUCCUCGAAGACCAUCAAGCCUUCAUUUAGAGUGCUCAGUUUUCACUCUUGCUCCAGGGGAAGAAGGAUUUUCAUGGAGGGUGCUGAAUGAUCAGUGCCCGUAUUUGGUGGAUCAGUUCAGUCUUCCAGCUUUUGCAAACGAAACAAUUUACUGGAAAAUCGACCGUCAGCAAGCCCUCAACAGGCAUAACGAUUUCAUUGUAUCGUUCAAUAUUAGAUACGAGAAGUUUAUGACCAUUACUCAUCCUGCAGACUGGAUUCCUACUUCUAAUCUUGACUGGAGAUCACCAAUUCGAAAUUCAACGCAACUGGUGGAACUACGAGGGACUUUGUGCAUGAUACAGACAUUAGCAUCCUCUCAUGUGGCAGUAUGGAAACUGGCGGAUCACAAGAAUAGCAUGUGGGUAAAAAUAUGCAUGAUCGACACAAGCAGAAUUCAUCCGAAUUUUGUUGGAGAAGUCCAGUGCAUCAAGGAUGGAGAAAUCAUAUUCAACUCAGCCAGUAAUCAUCUGCUCUACUAUGAUGUGAGAAAGAAAACAUUUAGAAAGAAGAUGCUACCGCACUCUGCAGAAAAUCUUACCAGUUAUUGCGAAAGUCUUACUUCCCUAACAAGAUGA
Molecule: messenger RNA, 1152 nt
Organism: Populus trichocarpa (black cottonwood)
Lineage: Eukaryota; Viridiplantae; Streptophyta; Magnoliopsida; Malpighiales; Salicaceae
Product: putative F-box protein At1g50870
Exons: 1
Coding region: 1-1152 (383 amino acids)
Molecular function (GO): protein binding
Source: RefSeq, a predicted model, not a curated record